Messenger RNA from Vicia faba (fava bean), 1080 nucleotides. NCBI's taxonomy places the organism in Eukaryota, Viridiplantae, Streptophyta, Magnoliopsida, Fabales, Fabaceae. The record is from the annotation of a GenBank genome assembly.
AUGGAAUCCAACAACAAAGAGAACAUUGCUUCCGAUUUGCUCAAAGCACAAACUCACAUAUGGAAUCAUAUUUUCAACUUCAUCAAUUCCAUGUCACUUAAAUGUGUUGUUGAUUUAGGUAUACCAGAUAUCAUACACAACUAUGGUCAACCCAUGUCACUUUCAAAACUCAUUUCUUCACUAUCAAUUGAUCCUUCGAAACAACCUUACAUCUAUCGUUUGAUGCGAAUCAUGACUCAUUCUGGCUUUUUCUCUCAACAAAAUGUUACCGAUAAUGAGUUAGAAAUAGAGUAUAUGCUAACGGGUGUAUCUAGAUUAUUACUUAAGGGUAAUCCGAUGAGUGUGACACCGUUUGUGCAGGCGAUGCUUGAUUCAGUUUUGACAAAUCCAUUUCAUCAAUUGUCCACUUGGUUUAAAAAUGAGGAUUCUUCAGCAUUUGAAACUACCCAUGGGAAGCUUUUUUGGGAAUAUAUUGCUCAUGACCCAAUAUUUAACCGUUUAUUCAAUGAGUCCAUGGCAAGUGAUGCUCGAUUAGUGAGUAAUCUAUUGAUUGAGAAUUGUAAGGAUGUGUUCAAUGGAUUGGAGUCAUUAGUUGAUGUUGGAGGGGGCACAGGGACUAUGGCAAAGGCUCUUGCCAAAUCGUUCCCACAAUUAGAAUGCAUUGUGUUUGAUCUCCCACAUGUUGUUGAUGGCUUGCAAGGAAGUCAUAACCUAAACUAUGUUGGUGGAGAUAUGUUUCAAGAAAUUCCUCAAACAAAUGCCAUUUUAUUAAAGUGGAUCUUACAUUCUUUAAAUGACGAGAAAUGUGUGAAGAUAUUGAAGAAGUGCAAGGAAUCGCUGAAAAAGAAAGAUAAAAAAGGGAAGGUGAUUAUCAUAGAUAUGGUGUUGGAAAAUGAAAAUGAAAAUAUUAAUGAAGUAGUUGAAACACAACUCUUCUUUGAUAUGUUGAUGAUGGUAAAUCCCGCUGGAAAAGAGAGAAAUAAGAAAGAAUGGAUUAAGUUGAUUUUAUCGGCUGGUUUUAGUGAUUAUAAAAUUACCCCAAUUUUAGGUUUAAGAUCCAUAAUUGAGGUCUAUCCGUAA